GCUUCUCGCUCCCCCCGCGGCCGGCCUUACUCCGCUUCGUCCGCCAAAGGCAUGCCGCUCAUGGAGUACGUCGGCGAGGGCUCGCCGUACCACGAGGCCUUCCGGCAGCGCAUCCCGGUGUCGGAGCUCUGGUGGCGGCUGCUCGAGCCGUAUGAGUACAAGGAGUGCCCCGACCAUGUCAAGCUCAACGGCGACAAGUCCAAGGCCGGCGAGGGGGAGUCCGACCAGUUCUUCGGCCACUACACGAUGACGCAGUACUACCACGACCACCGGCCGGUGUACAAGAACGAGGACCUCGCGCACCCCCAUGCAGCCUGCUCCUCUCCAAGGGGGGGAGAGCCGCUGUUACUUAUGGGGCUGCAUGCGCGUGGCUCUAGGACUCGCCGAUGUACCUCUUCCUGUCCAAGGCGGACAACAACAACUGGCUCGUCGGGCCCGACUUUCGCGGGAAGGCGCGCGGGGUCCAGUCCAGCUCCGCAGGCGCGGCUUCGUGUCCAGAAGAGGCGAAGGGGUGGACGCAGCUCCUGCAAAGCGGGUGGAGCGACCCGAACGAGCCCGCAGACAGCAACGCGAGCCACCCGAUCAACGCCACCGCUGAGUACUGCGGCAGGGAGGGGCCGCAGCUGCUCUGGCGGCCGAUCGCUCGCGAGUGUGGCGACUCGCACCACGAGGAGUGGGUCACCUCCACACUCUCCGAGUGCGCGAUCCACGACGACCGUCGCAAGAACCCGGAGAGCGGCAUGGCCGACCAGUACGGCUCCUUCUGGGAGGACGGCGCCGUGCGCGCCAAGACGGACUUCAAGUGGUCGGUGCAGG
Emiliania huxleyi CCMP1516 is the source of this 816-nucleotide messenger RNA. RefSeq lists its product as hypothetical. The annotation marks the transcript as partial. NCBI's taxonomy places the organism in Eukaryota, Haptophyta, Isochrysidales, Noelaerhabdaceae. The record is from RefSeq and is a predicted model, not a curated record. The transcript is spliced from 9 exons.